UCUCCCUUAACGGAAGUUGCAUGUGUUCCGGCAAACAUGUCACUGAAUGUCACUCUCGAGUUGAGUGGUGGAGCAGAGCUGCUGUUUAAUAAAGUCAAGAAACAUGAUGUGAAUCUCCCAGACAGAAAUGAGACAUGGAACAUGAGGAGGUUCCUCCCUUGGAUCCGAGACAACUUGCUGCAGGAACGUCCAGAAUUGUUUAUGCAAGGGGAAACUGUGCGACCAGGAAUCCUAGUUCUGGUGAACGAUGCUGACUGGGAACUGAUGGGAGAGCUGGACUACGAACUUCAGGACAAUGACAGGAUCGUGUUUAUCUCGACCCUACACGGAGGCUGACUGACCGAUGGGCGUCUCGGAACAUCUCAGUUGGGAUAUGACGGUGUGAAUGUGGCAGUGUGAAUGUUUCACAUUUCAGAGUGAAUGUUUCACAUUUCAGAGUGAAUGUUACACAUGUCAGUGUGAAUGUUUCACAUUUCAUUGAUCAUGUAAAAUAUCUCAUGAUGAGGAUAUGUGCAAACCUUUAACACUCUGAAUGGCGAAAGGUAAUAUCUAGGAUACUGUCAGUAAUUUUGCUGGAGUGUGACAAGAGGACUGUAAAGCUCAUGAAUACUGUCCUGAGAACCCUGUGGAGCCUGGGUUAGAGACUGUCCCCUUGAUGUACAGAGGUGGAUCAAUGACAAAGUAUGAAUGAACAAUAUAACAAGUUACUUAGGUGUGAUUUCACAGCAGUCCCUCCCCCCCCCUGUACAUGUACAAAAUUGAUGAC
This is a messenger RNA of Haliotis rubra (blacklip abalone), 766 nucleotides long. RefSeq names its product ubiquitin-related modifier 1-like. Gene Ontology annotation, cellular component: nucleus; cytoplasm. The record is from RefSeq and is a predicted model, not a curated record. Gene Ontology annotation, biological process: tRNA thio-modification; protein urmylation. The coding region runs from base 37 to 336 and encodes 99 amino acids. Gene Ontology annotation, molecular function: protein tag activity. Lineage: Eukaryota; Metazoa; Mollusca; Gastropoda; Lepetellida; Haliotidae. The transcript is spliced from 5 exons.